Limanda limanda (common dab) is the source of this 2499-nucleotide messenger RNA. RefSeq names its product WD repeat-containing protein 37. The transcript is spliced from 14 exons. Bases 168 to 1658 code for a protein of 496 amino acids. Gene Ontology annotation, cellular component: preribosome, large subunit precursor. NCBI's taxonomy places the organism in Eukaryota, Metazoa, Chordata, Actinopteri, Pleuronectiformes, Pleuronectidae. Gene Ontology annotation, molecular function: protein binding. The record is from RefSeq and is a predicted model, not a curated record.
UCCCCUUGUAGCGGGGCUCGUCCACUCGGGGUCUGCAGGAAACAGGCUCGUUUCUCCCGCCACGGAACAUGUGAGGAGGAGCGGACACCUCCAGAGACCACCGGGAAUCGAACCGUGUACCGGCAGGCUGUUCCGGCGGGGGGGUCUCGCCCGGACAGGAAGGAGGGAUGCCGGUGGAGAGCGGGAGCAGCGCCGCCGCUCGCCAGGCCAAGACGAAGAGGAAGUCCCACAGUCUGUCCAUCCGCAGGACAAACAGCACGGAGCAGGAGCGCUCCGGCCUGCAGAGAGACAUGCUGGAGGGACAGGACUCCAAACUGCCCCUGUCUCUGAGGAGCAACCUGCUGGACCUGUUCAGCCAGAUCGAGAGGGAGUUUGAAAACCUCUACAUAGAAAACCUGGAGUUACGCAGAGAAAUCGAGACGCUGAACGACCGCCUGGCUCCGGACGGACAAACCUUCGAGGGAGCAGAUUUAGCCAAAGGAGCUCUGAAAACAAAAGCGAGUCACAGCACGAGUCAGCUGUCUCAGAAACUGAAGACCACCUACAAGGCUUCCACCAGCAAAAUUGUUUCCAGUUUCAAGGCGACCACGUCCCGAGCCGUGUGCCAGCUGGUCCGGGAGUACGUGGGCCACAGAGAUGGAAUCUGGGACCUCAGCGUCACCAGGACUCAGCCCGUGGUGCUGGGUACAGCGUCUGCAGACCACACUGCGAUGCUGUGGAGCAUUGAGACUGGGAAGUGCCUCCUCAAGUAUCUGGGCCAUCAAGGAUCAGUCAACUCCAUCAAGUUCCACCCGACUGAGCAGAUGGCUCUAACAGCCUCCGGAGACCAGACCGCUCACAUCUGGAGGUACCAGGUCCAGCUUCCCACUCCACAGCCUGUUGCUGAUAUGAGCCAGCAGACGCCCUGUGAGGACGACGUGGACUUCUCGGAUAAAGACGAGCCCGACGGCGAAGUCGAGGGUCCGAAUGAUUGUCCGUCCGUCCGCGUGGCGACCACGACCCUGCGGAGCCACCAGGGCGUGGUGAUCGCUGCUGAUUGGCUGGUGGGGGGCAAACAGGUGGUGACGGCGUCCUGGGAUCGAGCCGCCAACCUGUACGAUGUGGAGACGUCGGAGCUGGUUCACUCGCUCACUGGCCAUGACCAGGAGCUGACCCACUGCUGCACACACCCCACCCAACGCCUGGUGGUCACCUCGUCCAGAGACACCACCUUCAGACUGUGGGACUUCAGAGAUCCGUCCAUCCACUCUGUCAACGUGUUCCAGGGACACACCGACACGGUGACGUCGGCUGUCUUCACGGUCGGAGACAACGUCGUGUCCGGUAGCGACGACCGAACCGUCAAAGUGUGGGACCUGAAGAACAUGAGGUCGCCCAUAGCAACCAUCCGCACCGACUCGGCUGUCAACAGGAUCAGCGUGUCGGUGAACCAGAGAAUCAUCGCUCUCCCUCACGACAAUCGGCAGGUCCGACUGUUCGACAUGUCGGGGGUGCGGCUGGCUCGCCUCCCGCGGACCAACAGACAGGGUCACCGGCGCAUGGUGUGCUGCUCGGCCUGGUGUGAGGACAACGCCUCCUGCAACCUGUUCAGCUGUGGCUUCGACCGGCAGGCCAUCGGCUGGAACAUCAACAUUCCCGCCCUGCUGCAGGAGAAGUGACCUCCUGCUGUGCGCUCGCAGUGACACUCCGACCAAAGACAGAUGCUCCAUGCCACCUGGGAGGGAACCAACAGUCUGGAAAUCACCACCACUGAUAUAAACCCGAACGCAACUGUUUGUUUUCUGUGUGUUGAGGCGAUUCAUCGACGUGAGAAAACAGAAACAAAACCCAAACUGGUGAAAAAAGCACAGAGUUCUAACAGGAGAGGAAGUGAGGCGCUGCACAUCCCCUGCUUGAAGCUAAUUUAACCUGUUAGACAAAUAAUCUUCAAGUUUGGCAGAAAAAUCCACUAGUUUAAUUAGUUAUGGGUCGUUUAUACCUGGAGUUAAUAUUUGAUUAGCUUGUUGAUUUGAACUUUAACACCUGAGAUCCACAGCGUCACAUCUAUAAUCCACAUUAUCCUAAGAAAAGCUUUUAGACGUGUUGUUGUGUUUGGUCAGGUGACAGUUAGUUGUGUCUCCUGCUCAGUGUGAAGACGUCUGACUGAGCGAGUAAUGCACCUUUUAGAAAAAAUACCAGACCCUGUUUUAGAAAAGAUAACUUCAGCUUCUGAACGUAGGACGAGGGGAGAGUUCUACUUUUCUCCUUUAACGUGAAAUUUGUCUGGUUCUUCUUCUGUGGUGACUUGGAAAAGAUCGAACAAGAUGUUUGUUAGGUAAUUUAGACUGUAACCUCCUCCCGUUGUACAAAAAUAUAACCAAAAUGUCAGGGUACCGCCAUCUUGUGCUCUCUGACGUCAUGUGGAGGCGGAGUCUGUGCAGGAGGGAGCUUCGGUAUCGAGGUCUCGACCAAUCACCACGUCUCAGCACCUUUUAUACCAUCAAAUAACCAGUUGAAACC